This is a messenger RNA of Blastomyces dermatitidis ER-3, 5135 nucleotides long. Its product is annotated as eukaryotic translation initiation factor 3 subunit A. Lineage: Eukaryota; Fungi; Ascomycota; Eurotiomycetes; Onygenales; Ajellomycetaceae. The transcript is spliced from 4 exons. The coding region runs from base 1076 to 4300 and encodes 1074 amino acids. Gene Ontology annotation, biological process: formation of cytoplasmic translation initiation complex; translation reinitiation. Gene Ontology annotation, molecular function: translation initiation factor activity; mRNA binding. The record is from RefSeq and is a predicted model, not a curated record. Gene Ontology annotation, cellular component: multi-eIF complex; eukaryotic translation initiation factor 3 complex, eIF3e; eukaryotic translation initiation factor 3 complex, eIF3m.
UGCUUCUUCAAGCCUGUUCCUUUCGCUAGCGAGCGAUAGGGUUCAACGCACGGCAAACGGUGAUAAUAUCUGGGUUUGCCAUCCACUCUUUUGAUCAGAAACUGAUGAAUUGGAGUUGGACUCGUAUAUCCGAGAACUAAACGUUUUCAAUAGCCAUAAUCUGACCACGCAACUUCGGAAAAUACGGUGUUGUGAAGCCCAUCAGAGGGUGACCAUUUCAGUCACAGAAAACAAAACUUGCGAUCUCUGUUUGUUAAAAGAACUCUUCAAUCAACGGUAACCAUAUCCAGAGCCAUACUAUCGCGCAAUAAUCCCGCACGCCAAAAGGGUUUCAUUUAUUCUCAAUCGACUGAGAUGCGGGUGGAAGAUGGAAUCGAAUGAUGAAUACACUCGGUAUGAUUUCAAAGUCUUGGGAAGCAUUGGCUGGCUGGUAUUGCAAUCAAAGUGGCAUUGCAAACAUAAUUGGAGUGGAAGGGAGGUUUGGAUGAAAUGGUAAUAUUUCUGCAAUUCCAACCCCUGAGUGCUAAGGUAAGACCUGUUUUUUUCUAUUCUCAAUGUUGGUUUGGCGUGCACACGCGGAUCAUCGUAUGAAAGGUAAUGAAUAGGCCAUUUCGUUCGCCCUUCUCAAGAAAUAUUCCUCCUGGGUCUUCCGAACGUCUUGUGUUCUGACGUUUGACCACUCACUCUCCCUCACUUGUCUCAUGUUGGCUGCGGGAGGUUUAGAGAUAUAUCACGUGAUUCUACCACUAGCGCAGGGCUUAUGUAAGGAAGUGGAGCCGCAACCUUGGAACCCACAGGAAUUUUUCGCCUUCUGUUCUCGCUCGCACAACCACAAAAGAAGCUAAACCCCAGCAUCAGAAAAGAAUCCCCAAAUUCUUCCCUCUCCAUUUCCAGAGGACCCUUCAUCGCGUCGUUGACCGUCUCGAUAUAUUCCGCACGCGCGUUCUUCAUCGAGACCCACGACCUUUACCCCCGUCACGAUAAGCGAAGCAGAAACGCCCUUGUCAAAUUGACAGGUUUGAGAUUUACGUCCUAAACCACCCUUUGUCCGCUGUUUAGGGGAGGGUUGCCCAGCAUGCCACCUCCGCCCCAUAUCCGGCCUGAGAAUGUCCUCAGGCGAGCUGAAGAGCUCAUUGCCGUCGGCCAGCAGCAGGCUGCGCUGACGGUUCUCCAUGAACAAGUCGCCUCCAAACGUUCCCGCAACAGCCCCAUUUCAAGCCUUGAGCCAGUUAUGAUUCUUUUCGUCGAGUUGUGCGUGGAUCUACGAAAGGGAAAGUCUGCAAAGGAUGGCCUUUAUCAAUAUAAAAACAUUGCGCAAAAUAGCAAUGUUGGCACAAUUGAGAUGGUGUUGAAAAAAUUUAUUGAACUGGCAGAGCAAAAAGUUACAGAAGCUCAGGCUAAGGCUGAUGAAAUCCAAUCUUCUCUCGAAUCUGCUGCUCCAUCAACAAAUAUCGAAGAUCUUGAUGCUAUCGAGACGCCUGAGACUAUCCUUCUAGCAACCGUUUCUGGUGAGCAAUCUCGCGAUAGAACGGAUCGAGCCAUUGUUACCCCGUGGUUGAAAUUCCUCUGGGAGACAUAUCGUACUGUUCUUGAAAUCUUGAAGAACAAUGCACGGCUGGAAGUUAUGUAUCAAACCACUGCGCUCCAGGCAUUCCAGUUCUGCUUGAAGUACACUCGCAAAACUGAGUUCCGCCGUCUCUGUGAGCUGCUCCGUAACCAUGUUCAGAACGCUGCAAAGUACUCCAGCCAGAUGCACGCCAUCAACCUGAGCGAUCCAGAGACUCUACAGCGCCAUUUAGAUACCCGUUUCCAACAACUGAAUGUCGCUGUUGAAUUAGAAUUGUGGCAAGAGGGCUUCCGUAGCGUCGAAGAUAUCCAUACACUUCUCAACCUUAGCAAGCGACCAGCCAAGAAUAUCAUGAUGGCCAAUUAUUAUGAGAAGCUCACCCGGAUCUUCCUGGUCAGCGAAAACUACCUCUUCCACGCUGCAGCUUGGAGCCGUUACUAUAACCUCCUUCGCCAGUCUGCCGCCGCUGUCGCUGCAGGACAAAGUCCAAAGAAGGAAAACCCAGUUAUCUCUGAAGCUGAGAUGACCAAGACCGCAUCUUUCGUUCUUCUCUCGGCACUCUCGAUCCCGGUCAUUAGCACUUCGCGCUCUCGCGGAGCGCUUGUUGAUGUUGACGAAGUUCGGAAGAACAAGAACACCCGGUUGACUAAUCUUCUUGGCAUGCCUCAAGCUCCCACCCGUGCUGGUCUUUUCAAAGAUGCUUUGAAUAAGGGUUUACUUUCUCGUUGCCGCCCAGAAAUUCGGGACCUGUACAACAUCUUGGAAGUCGAUUUCCACCCAUUGUCGAUUUGCAAGAAGAUCUCCCCCAUCCUCACUCAAAUUGGCGCUGACCCCGAAAUGGAAAAAUACGUGCUUCCCCUUCAACAAGUUAUCCUCACAAGACUCUUCCAACAGCUCUCCCAGGUUUACGAAUCCGUUGAAGUUAAAUUCGUCCAUGAGCUCGCCCAGUUCCCUGAACCAUUCCAAGUUACUCGCUCAAUGAUCGAGAAAUUCAUCAUGAAUGGUUGCAAGAAGGGUGACUUGGCUAUUCGUGUGGAUCACAUUUCCGGCGUCCUAACUUUUGAUUCCGAUAUUUUCUCCUCCGCCAAGGCUAUGCAUCCUGGAAGUGCUGCCGGAUCCGCUGAAAGUGAAGUGGGAUCGGUGCAGCGACUCCAAAGCACGCCCGCUGAAAUCGCCAGGUCCCAACUUACGCGUUUGGCAAAGACCCUUCACCUCACCUGCAUGUAUGUCGACCCGUCAUAUAACCAAGCUCGCAUCCAGGCCAAGCAAAUUGCCUUUGCUAAGGCUAAGGCUGGUGCUGCGAAGGAGCACGAGGAGACUCUUGCUCGUAGAAUCAUUAUUGAGAAGAAGAAGGAAGCUGCACUGGAAUCCCUGCAGAGGAAACAGCAAGAGGAAGAGAGACUAAAGCGUAUUCGUGCGCAGGAAUUGCAAGAUGCUGAAAAACGCAGAUUGCAUGAUGAACACGUCGAGCGCGAGCGCAAACGGCUGCAGGACGAGAAGGACCGUAUUCGACAAGAAGAGCUCAAGAAACAACUCGAGGAACUUAAGACCGGAGUCAAGGGCAUCGAUGUUAGUGAAAUUAACUUGGAGGAAUUGGAUAGCAACAGCCUUCGAACUAUCAAGCUGGCUCAGCUUGAGAAGGAGAAAAAUGAACUCAACGACCGUGUCCGAAUCACAGCCAAGCGUAUUGACCAUCUGGAGCGAGCCUAUCGCCGGGAGGAACUCAAGCAUAUCCCUGCAGACUACGAAGCGCAGAGGAAGCGUGAUCUCGAGAUCUAUGAGAAGAACAAAGCAGAUACCCUGGCCGCUGCUAAGCUGAAGCAUAAGGAAGAUGUUGCCCUCAAACAUCGUCUAAGCCGUCUGGUGCCAUACUUCAAUGAUUUCAGAAAGAACAUUCAGGAGAAACGACAUGUGGAAUUUGAAAAGAACCGCAAAGCCGCAGAGAGAGAAUUCGAGAAUCAAAAGAAACAACGAAUCAAGGAAGUCCAAGAGCGUUUGCGACACGAGCGUAUGGAAAGGGAGGAACAGGAGAGACGCCAGCGAGAGGAGCAGGAGCGUAUUGAACGGGAGGAACAAGAAAAAGCUGCUCGGGAUGCUGAACGGCGCCGCCAACUUGCCGCAGAGAAGGCUGCCAGAGAGGAAGAGCGAAGAAUACUCGAUGAGAAAGCCGCAAUUCAGAAGAAGCGAGAAGAGGAAGCCGAGGCCAAACUCAAGGCUCGCAAAGCUGGUGCUGUCCCCGUUCGUAUGGAACGCACUGAAUCUACGGAACGCACUGAAUCUACGGAACGCACUGCUCCUAGACUUUAUCUCACAGGUCGUACCGGCCCUACCUGGCGAGAACGCCAGGCUGCAAAGGAAGCGGAGGCGGCUGCGGCCGGCUCUGUCACUCCCCCAACCGAGGCAACAGCACCCGCUGCCAAGGAAGAGCUCCCGCCUCCCCGGACAACUGGCGGAUACGUUCCUCCACAGCGACGAGCCGCCGCUACUGGUCGAGAUCUCUCGACGAACGGUGAACGCAUGCCCGAGCGAGCACCUGAUCGCGAGCGCAUUUCUGAGCGUAUGCCUCCGCGGUUUAGCCGCGAAGCCGUUGCUCCCCCCAAGUCACUCUCCAGAAGCCCAGCACCAACUAGCUCUUCGCCUGCACCUGAGAGUCGCGAGGGCUCCAACCCACCUUCCGGCGGAGCGACACAGGCAUGGAGGCCCAGGUUUAGACAGCAGCAACAGCAGCAGUAGUAGGGAAAUGUGAUGGUUUGAUGAUACGACAGGGCGAGAGGAUGAUGUGCAGGAGUUAUCCAUUUUACGUUUCAUCUAGUCGCUUUUUUAACUUACCUUUUCAGUGUUUCGCAUGUCACCUUUUCUCUCUUUAUUUGCGAGACAAAGGAAAUCGGGUGACUUAAUAUUUUUAGUAUCUUUUUCACAUAUCACUUUUUCGUCCUCUGUUUUGCCUUGAAAUUUUUCUUAAGUUCCUCUUUUCCUUCUCUUCGGUUUCACUUUUCCAUAUCUUGUUUGCCCAUUCGAUCGAGCCCAACCUCCCCCAACCGUCCCUUUUAAGAGACGAAAAAAUAGCGAUGAGAUGAGAUCGAUGAGAUGAUGAAGUUGCUAGCCCCCCGGCUUUCUAAGCCAUGUAAAGCAAGCUGAAUGAUAAAAAGAACAAAUUUUUUCCAUCCGUUAUUUUUUUAACCAAUUUAUUUAUGUCCUGAGUUAUUAUUUUUUACGUGUUUCCUUCUCUGUCGUUCUGUCGUUUUGCUUUUUUAUCUCCAAUCACUGGUGCUGGAUAUCUCCUGUGAUUUUGAUUUCUUUAAUUCUCGUUGUCUUUUUUCUUUCCCUGUCUCUCUAACUGCAGCGGUAGCCAUCUGUUUUAUGUCCUUCUCUCUCCAUUCGUUAAUUCAAAUCCAGUAUUAUAUUUGUAGGCUGUAAUUGACCAUUGAAAAUUUGGCUCUAUUUUAACGGUCCUACACAGUAAAUGGUUUGUUUCUCUAAUUUUUCUUAUACUUCCCAAUUCUUCACGUUCGUUCGUCUGUCUUGUAGGUGGUUGAGAAAAUAUAAAUACACGGGGCGUAGCGUAGUU